Colletotrichum godetiae is the source of this 966-nucleotide messenger RNA. RefSeq lists its product as uncharacterized. The record is from RefSeq and is a predicted model, not a curated record. The transcript is spliced from 2 exons. Bases 1 to 966 code for a protein of 321 amino acids. Lineage: Eukaryota; Fungi; Ascomycota; Sordariomycetes; Glomerellales; Glomerellaceae.
AUGGGCAACAUGGCGAGACAGGUCCAAAACACCGACUACUCGGACGACGAAUACGGAGCCGAGGACGCCUACUUCACCUACCGACCCCUCUCUAAUCUUCCCACCCCGCCACCUUCAUCCAGGAAUUCUUCCGCCCACCAGAGCCCGAAAACGGCCUUGGAAGAAGGCGACAUCCUGCAAGAAAAGUUCCUUGGCCCCGCCAUCCACCUCGUCAACCUCGUUCCCACGUCAGCUUCCCUCUCGACCCCGUCGGUGCCUCUCGUCCAGGUCAUGCUCAGCCGGUCCGGGCUCCCGCUCGAGACCAUCGCCUUGGCAGUCUGCAUCCUCGACUCUCUCAACUCCAAGUUCGCCCUGAGCUGGCGCCUGCAGUGCCCCCUGCUCGUCGAUGGCUCCUCCUACAACAAACGCCACACCCUCGGCCACAGCCCUCUCCUCGACCGUCGGCGCCAGCAGCAGCUGCACAUCGACUCGGUCCAGCCCGAGCUCAUCAUCCUGUCUGCCCUCAUCAUCGCCGCUAAGUUCACCGACGACUGCCACGAUUCGACAUCAUACUAUUCGUCAAACUGGGGCAAGGAUACUUGGUCGUGCGAGCAGAUCAACGUGACGGAACGUUGCAUCUGCGAGAACCUCAACUACCGCAUCAAGCCCCUAGUCGACGAUGAGGAUCUCCUCGCCGAUACCAUGGUUGAUAUGCAGUUGGCCGCACGGCACUACAACUCGGCCCGCCCCGUCCAACCCCACGAGAUGGGUCACAGCAAGAGCAAGAGCAUGACAAUCGGUACCGGUACCGCCGUGAUUGGCCUGGGUCUGCAGCUGACACCCGUUGACACACCCAAAUCUGAAGCCGAGUCAUUUGGUGAUGAUGUGCGUGCGGCACUCGAGAAGACGACCUUUAGCGGGGACUACAUGUCCUUGACCUUUUCGGGCAACGACAUGGGUCUGUCUCCAGUCGGCGAGGAGUUUUAA